CCGGCCCCUUUGUGUCCUCCGGGUGCGUAGGCAGCCGGAGCUCAUCUUUCCGGCCCCCAGUAAAGGUGGUUUUCCUCUAACUCAGGGUAGCCACUAAGGCCUGAGUGGAGGAGUUUCCUUGAGCCUCCGGAGAGGGAGCAGGAUCUUCCCGCAGUUCGAUUCUGCUGGUCUCCAUUCUGCUCUCUCUAUUGGAGGGAAGGGGGCAACAGGAAGAAAGAGGAGCCUAAAAAGUAACCUGAUAAUUCAGGAAGCUGCAAGGAAAGCGUAGUUUCUCAUAUUCUCUUCCCCAUCUCAGUCAUCUGAGGUCAUUGCUAUUUCUCAAGAGAAGAGCCCAGAAGAAGAAAGAAUGGCUGUUGGACUUCUUAAAACCAUGUACCAGGAAUGGAGGAUGGACAGAAAUAAUAGACAACAAAGACAAUUCAAAUAAUUUAACUGUAAGGGUAGGAGAGAAAUGGAUGGAGUUAGUGACCUUCGGAGAUGUGUCUAUAGACUUCUCCCAAGAGGAGUGGGAUUGUCUGGAUUCUUCUCAAAGGCAUUUGUACAGUAAUGUGAUGUUGGAGAAUUAUAGGAUCUUGGUAUCACUGGGUCUUUGCUUUUCUAAGCCAAGUGUGAUAUUAUUGUUGGAACAAGGAAAAGAGCCAUGGAUGGUGAAGAGAGAGCUGACAAAUGGCUUGGACUCAGGUUGGAAAUCUAUUUGUGAUACUGAAGAAUUAACUCCAAAGCAGGAACUUUAUGAAGAACAAUCAUCCCAGAAGAUAAUGGAAAAAUUUACAAGCUGUGACCUUAAGUACUACACUUUGAGAAAAGACUGGAAAUGCGAGGACAGUUUUGAGAGGCAACCUGGAAAUCAAAAGGCAUGUUUUAAGGAAGAGACAAUGUUUUAUACAGAAGCCUUUGUUGAAAAAAGAUAUCUAGAAUAUAAUAAAUCUUGGAAAAGUUUCUGCCAGAACACACUGCUUCAUGUACAACAGAUAAUUCCCAAAGAGGAGAAAGUAUAUAAACAUGACACACAUAAGAAAAUCUUUAAAGCAAAUUUAAUGACUAUUAAACCCAAAAACGUCUAUGCAGAGAAAAGGCUUUUAAAAUGUAAUGAUUGUGAAAAAGUAUUCAGCCAGAGCUCAUCCCUUACUCUUCAUCAAAGAAUUCAUACUGGAGAGAAACCUUAUAAAUGUGUAGAAUGUGGAAAAGCUUUCAGCCAGAGAUCAAACCUUGUUCAGCAUCACAGGAUUCAUACUGGAGAAAAACCCUAUGAAUGUAAGGAAUGUAGGAAAGCCUUCAGUCAGAACGCACAUCUAGUUCAACAUCUGAGAGUUCAUACCGGAGAAAAACCUUAUGAAUGUAAGGUAUGUAGGAAAGCCUUCAGCCAGUUUGCCUACCUUGCUCAACAUCAGAGAGUUCAUACUGGAGAGAAACCCUAUGAAUGUAUUGAAUGUGGGAAAGCAUUUAGCAAUAGAUCAUCUAUUGCUCAACACCAGCGAGUACAUACUGGAGAAAAACCUUAUGAAUGUAACGUCUGUGGGAAAGCAUUCAGCCUUCGUGCAUACCUUACUGUACAUCACAGAAUUCAUACUGGAGAAAGACCCUAUGAAUGUAAAGAAUGUGGGAAGACCUUCAGCCAGAAUUCACAUCUUGCUCAACAUCAGAGAAUACAUACUGGAGAAAAACCUUAUAAAUGCCAGGAAUGUAGGAAGGCCUUCAGCCAGAUUGCCUAUCUUGCUCAACAUCAAAGAGUUCAUACUGGAGAGAAACCUUAUGAAUGUAUAAAAUGCGGGAAGGCUUUUAGCAAUGACUCAUCCCUUACUCAACACCAGAGAGUCCAUACUGGAGAAAAACCUUAUGAAUGUAAUGUUUGUGGGAAGGCUUUUAGUUACUGUGGAUCCCUUGCCCAACAUCAGAGAAUUCACACUGGAGAAAGACCCUAUGAAUGUAAAGAAUGCAAGAAAACCUUCAGGCAACAUGCACAUCUUGCUCAUCAUCAGAGAAUUCACAUUGGGGAGUCACUCUCACCACCAAAUCCAGCCAACCACCAAGUCCUGUAAAUCCCAUCUCCCAAAUAUUUCUGAAAUUUAUGUACUUUUGUCACUCUUUAGUGUUGUCACCUUAAAGCUAAGAUUCAUCUCACCAAGAUCACUAUUAUAGCUUUCUAACAGGUCUUCCUGUAUCCAUUUUUCCUACCCUUAAAUCCAUCUCCCGCAGUGCACCCAAACAUCUUUUUAAAGUAAAAAAAAAAAAUUAACAUAUCACUAUGUCCAGUUAAAACUUUUUUUGCUUGCUAUUAUUCUUGGAUUAGUAUUUACAGCCUUUGAAAUUGUCUAUGAGGCUCUCCAUUAUUUAGUUUUACAUACCAUUCAGCCUUAUUUUAUUCUAGCCUCCUCUAGGCACUAGACACUUCCCAGGACUAAGACCUUAGAUUCUGGAAAAUCGUAGCUCUACUAUGACAUCAUGUAACUGAACAACUUCUCUAAACCUCAGGGUUUUAAUUCUUAAAAUAGAGAUAAUAAAAGAUACUAUAUUAUAAAAAUGUGACUAAUAAAUGAAAUAGUGUCUGUUGUAAGUUGAUGCAUAUUACAUGAGAAAAUUGCAUGUAAAGUACAUAGUAUGUCAUCUAGAGCAGAUAGUCAAUAAAUAAUAUUUCUAUUACACUGAUUAUCUACUACACUCUAGGCAUGGUACUACACACUUAGCAUAUACUCACUCCUCCCAGCUAAAACAAGAUGUGUUAGUGGACAAAGUAGACCAUCUUCGGGAAACACCAGAUCAGAAUUGGGAAAAUGCAAAGAUUUUAGAAUAUAAGUGAGAGUCUGUACUCUGAGUGAAUAAUCAAUAUAAACACAGAUAGUAGAACUACAAUACUUUUACAAAGUUUUUAAAGAGAAUGUAUUAGAGCAAUCAAAAUUUUUAAAAAUAGGAUUCACUAGGAAGAAUGCCAACUUAUAUUUAGAUCAAGGAAAUCAAUGAUUACAACUAGAAGGAGAGAAAAAAAAAGAAAAGGAAAAAACCCCAACAAACAGAAAUCAUAGGUCCCAUUAAAAGGCACCAAACCUAGGUACUUACAUGGAUGCAUUCAGGUGAUUUUUAAAAACAUGUAAAUAUUAUGUAUAGAAGAAAAUGUGAAGUGUCUUAAGUUUUAUCCAGUGGCUACAAAGUUGAAAUCAAAAAAGAAUUGAGGGGACUGGGGAUCUAGCUCAGUGGCACUGCGCCUGCCUCCGAAGCGCAAGGUCCUGAGUUAGAUCCCCAGUACCAAAAAAAAAAAAAAAAAUUGAAGGAGGAAAACUAUAGUAAAUACUGAGUAGCUGCUAUUUGCUAGACACUGAGUGUGAGGAGAUAACAAUGAGCAACACAAAAGCCAUGUUCUCGUAGAGUUAUAUUCUAGAGGUGGAAAAAAAAUUAACACUUAAAUAUAAAACCAUCAAUUUUCUAAAUCCAGAAAACUGAAGAAUAACAAGAAAGUAAGUUGAGGUAUGUAAUAUAGCCUGUGCUGUAGAGACACAAGACAAUGGAGUUGACAGUUCUUCCUAAUUCACAAAUUCCCUGCAAUUUGGCCAAAAUUCCUCAAUGUACAUUUUUGUCCUUUAAUUUCAUAAGUUGCUCAGAGAUUCAUCUCUGAAGUGUGAAUUCUUAAAAGCAACAAGAGAAUUAUGGAAUCUAAUAUAUUUGUUAAAACUUCUGAUGAUGGUUGAUAAAUUAGAGAAAAGGUAGAUUUGGGCAUAUUAGAAAAAUUGACUAAAGCACAAGGACCUGAGUUUGAUCCCUGGUACCAAAAAAAAAAAAAAAA
This is a messenger RNA of Heterocephalus glaber (naked mole-rat), 3775 nucleotides long. The record is from RefSeq and is a predicted model, not a curated record. Lineage: Eukaryota; Metazoa; Chordata; Mammalia; Rodentia; Bathyergidae.